UGUCAUCCUCUUCCAUCCCAAUAUGAAUGGGACGGAGGUAGUAGCUGAUAAAUGUAAUGGACUUUCAGUUUCUUUUCCCCCACUAAUUUUCUGGUCAAAGCUUCUAUCUACCUUUCUUCUUCUUCUUUCUCUAUCACCAAGUACAAAAGACCCAUCAAGCUUCCAUGGCCGACGAGUCCACCUCAUCCUCACAUCUAUGUAUCACUGUCCUGAAAAACCCAUCGGAGGCCCAUCUCUCCGAGCUGGGAAUCAAAUCUUGGCCCAAAUGGGGUUGUUCACCAGGAAAGUACCAACUGAAGUUUGAAGCCGAGGAGACGUGUUAUCUGUUAAGGGGAAAAGUUAAGGUUUACCCAAAGAACGCAACUUCGCCGGAGACAGUGGAGUUCGGCGCCGGCGACUUGGUCACUAUACCGAAGGGACUCAGCUGUACUUGGGACGUGUCCGUCGCCGUCGAUAAACACUAUAAGUUCGACUCCUCGUAACGAUCUAGCUAGCUAGUCAAAAUCACAAUUUUCUAAUUCUUGGAGUUUAUUUUAUUUCCUUAAUUUUCUAUUGUUACCAUAAUUAGCAGAAAUGUCAUGUUUGAUAUCCUAAAAAACUAGCAGCAGUUUUGCCAUUUAUGUUAGUGUGGUUGGAAAGUCAUUUAAGACUGUCCUUUAAUAUAAUAAUGAUAGUUUGAAAAGGUGUUGUAGUCAAAGUUCUUUCUAAUUUUUUUUUGGGAAAAAUAAUUAAAAUACCCCAAACUUUGAAGUGGUGUGAGAUAAAUAUCCCAAACUUUCAUAUGUAAUUUAAAUACCCUAAAUUUUAUAUAAAAAGUUAUUUUAGCACCAUGUUCAUAUAUUACUUUUUUCAAAAAUGGAAAUUGAUGUUGUUAAUUGCAUAAUUCAGAAAAAAAAAAAAUUAAAAAUGCUCCAACUAUAUAGAGUUGGGGUAGUAUUAUUUAUUUUACAAUGGAAGUCUAGACUGUUAAUUGUAUCUUCAUGAAUACUAAAAUAUUUUAAAUUAUGAAAUUAACACAAAAAAUUAACAUUUUUGAAAGAAAUAAUGCAUGAUCAUGGUGCUAAAAUAACUCUUUAUAUAAAGUUUAGGGUACUUAAAUUACAUAUACAAGUUUGGGGUGCUUACCUCACACCCCUUCAAAGUUUGGGAUAUUUUAUUUAUUUUUCCCUUUUCUUUUAUGGGUCGACUAGAAGCCUAGAAUUCAAUUACGGAGUACGUUUUAUUUUGUGUUUGUAAUUCUUAAACGCAUUAAAUAUCAUACUUUUCAUAUUUGUAACCCUCACUUAAUGACGAUUUAAUAUUACAAAAUACUUCAUACU
Molecule: messenger RNA, 1319 nt
Organism: Cuscuta epithymum
Lineage: Eukaryota; Viridiplantae; Streptophyta; Magnoliopsida; Solanales; Convolvulaceae
Source: the annotation of a GenBank genome assembly